Molecule: messenger RNA, 693 nt
Organism: Cyphellophora attinorum
Lineage: Eukaryota; Fungi; Ascomycota; Eurotiomycetes; Chaetothyriales; Cyphellophoraceae
Product: putative oxido
Exons: 1
Coding region: 1-693 (230 amino acids)
Source: RefSeq, a predicted model, not a curated record
AUGUCUUUCUCUUAUGGCAAGGAGUUUAUAUGCCAGCAUCUCCAUCCAACCACAGCCAACUUCACCGACGAUGAUCUGCCGCCACAAAAAGGUCGUAUCAUUAUUGUGACUGGUGCAUCCUCCGGCAUAGGUGCUGAGCUUGCUCGCAUGCUCUACACUAAGCAUGCCACUGUCUAUCUCGCUGCUCGGUCCCAAGAGAAGCUCGAGAAGGCCAAAGCCGCGAUCGAAGCGGCCGUACCACAAAGCGAGGGCCGCCUUGAAUUAUUGUUGCUCGAUCUCAGCGACCUUGCCAGCAUCAAGCGCAGUGCUGAAGACUUUCUCGUUCGUGAGAAGUCUCUCCACGUGCUUAUACACAAUGCCGGCGUCAUGAUACCACCUUCGGGUUCGAAGACCAAAGACGGCUACGAUCUGGAGAUGGGCACGAAUUGUCUCGGGCCCUGGCUCUUCAAUCACCAUCUUCUGCAGCUCAUGAUGAAGACCACUGCCCAUCGCUUGGAAGAGGGCUGCAGUCCAGAAGUGGCGCGUGGCCGCAUCAUUUUCGCCGCAUCGAGCGCCAUACUGACUGCGCCAGCAGGCGGUGUCGUCUAUGAUAAGACAAGUGGUGCGCCUAAGAUCCUGCCCAAGCCAUUGGAUAACUACUCGCAAUCGAAAGCGGCCAAUGUCUUCCUGGCCGUCGAGGUGGCUCGUCGAUAA